This is a messenger RNA of Fusarium graminearum PH-1, 530 nucleotides long. RefSeq lists its product as uncharacterized. Gene Ontology annotation, cellular component: chromatin. The transcript has 4 exons. NCBI's taxonomy places the organism in Eukaryota, Fungi, Ascomycota, Sordariomycetes, Hypocreales, Nectriaceae. Gene Ontology annotation, biological process: regulation of transcription by RNA polymerase II. Bases 64 to 327 code for a protein of 87 amino acids. The record is from RefSeq and is a predicted model, not a curated record. Gene Ontology annotation, molecular function: DNA-binding transcription factor activity, RNA polymerase II-specific; RNA polymerase II cis-regulatory region sequence-specific DNA binding.
GUCUCGUUAUCCAGUUGGCGUUUUGCUUUUCACUUCAUUAUCUGUUUUUUUCGUACAUACACAAUGAGCGACUACAGUGACCCUCAAUUAACCCCAAACGGAAAGGUGUCCAAGGCGAAAAAGGGGAAACCUGUUCACGUCUGCACAGAAUGUCAAAAGGUGUAUACUAGAGCCGAACAUUUGAGACGGCAUCAAACUUCUCACGAAGAACCACAAUAUCAAUGUCACAUUUGCGAAAGGCGUUUUCAUAGACGGGAUUUAUUAGAAAGACAUUUUAGACGACAUGAAGGCGAAGCCGAGCCAGGCCAGGACGACUACCAGCAAUAAUCGACGACACGUGAACUGUUGAGCUAGAGAUCGAAUGACUAGCAAAUGGAUAUUACCAUGAUUCAACAAUCAUGAAAUUUGUGUAUUUUUUACUGUAUACGAGUGUAAGGAUGACAGGGUAUCGGGACGUGGGUGGAUUAUUGAAUGGAUUGUUAUUUUAAUGGUUGCAUAGCGUGUUAUCGUAAUUUAGACUCAUUUUUAGC